CGACCACUGAAGGAGGAUCUAUUGGCCCUGCGUCCUUCGAAGCUGAUCCAAGCUCUUCCUCUGCAGCAACACGGUUUUCCAUCACACCAUCACACACUUUGUACCACCCCAAGAACGCUGUACAACCCGAAAUCCGACAUAAUGGGCGUUGAGAAGAUUGUCCACGAGGAAGGCCAGGGCGAUGCCGUCCAGAAGGGCCAAACCGUCACCAUUGCCUACACUGGUUGGGAGAGGGCCAAGGGAACAUCCGAAAACGUCUGGGAGAAGGGCUCCAAGUUCGAUUCCUCGGUCGACCGCAACCAAGACUUCGUUGUCCCCGUCGGUGUUGGCAGGCUGAUCAAGGGCUGGGAUGAGGGUAUCGUCGGCAUGAAGCCUGGCGAGAAGGCCACUCUCCACAUCACCCAUGACUACGCGUAUGGGCCUAGGGGCAUCCCCGGAGUCAUUGGCGAGGAAGCCGAUCUCAUUUUCGACGUCAGCCUCAAGAGCUUCAAAUAGAGAGACCUAUUGAGGUGUUGAUUGUGACAGGAAUAUAGCCUUAAAAAGAUUCGUACCGCGGGCCAAAAUCGGUGCCGUAAUGCACAAAUCAACAUACAAACAAAUCAUUGUCUGACGCUUAUUCGUGGUCGCGACCUAUAAGUAGA
Messenger RNA from Emericellopsis atlantica, 641 nucleotides. RefSeq names its product FKBP-type peptidyl-prolyl cis-trans isomerase. Lineage: Eukaryota; Fungi; Ascomycota; Sordariomycetes; Hypocreales; Bionectriaceae. The transcript is spliced from 5 exons. Bases 142 to 495 code for a protein of 117 amino acids. Gene Ontology annotation, molecular function: peptidyl-prolyl cis-trans isomerase activity. The record is from RefSeq and is a predicted model, not a curated record.